This is a messenger RNA of Oxyura jamaicensis (ruddy duck), 7109 nucleotides long. RefSeq names its product potassium voltage-gated channel modifier subfamily G member 1 (gene KCNG1). The coding region runs from base 478 to 2004 and encodes 508 amino acids. The record is from RefSeq and is a predicted model, not a curated record. Lineage: Eukaryota; Metazoa; Chordata; Aves; Anseriformes; Anatidae. Gene Ontology annotation, cellular component: voltage-gated potassium channel complex; membrane. The transcript has 3 exons. Gene Ontology annotation, biological process: potassium ion transmembrane transport; protein homooligomerization; regulation of delayed rectifier potassium channel activity. Gene Ontology annotation, molecular function: delayed rectifier potassium channel activity.
CGGCACGGCACGGCACGGGGGGGCUGCCCCGGGGCUCACCCCCCUCCGGGUGUCGCGUGGGUCCGCGCACGGGUUGCAGCAACAGGUCGGCUCCUGCGGCAGGGCUGGGAGAGGGAGCGGACUGUCUCCGCUCCCCGCAGCGGGAGGCGCUCGGCUACCGGCAGGGACCUUCCCGGCUGCUCCCCGCCUUCCUGCCGGCCUGCCGAGGAGCUGCCUCGUCCUCCGGGCUGGGUUGGUGAUGCUCCGCGAGCUCCUCCGCGGCUCCCGCUCGCUCUCGCCGAGCCUGGUGCCUGCACGGCGCGGUACGGAGGCUGCCGGCUGAAAUUUCCUCGUCCUGGGCUAACCUGAAGGUCUCUUGCAGAGUUAUUUUUGAAAUACUUGAGAUGUCUUUGCUACCGAGCUGUUUAGUGACUUGCGGUCGUGGCAGCUAAUAGACACUUGCAGAAGUAGCGAAGUGAUGUGAAGUUAUCUUCCAAGAUGACUCUUCUACCUGGAGAAAACUCUGAUUAUGACUAUAGUGCCCUGAGCUGUGCUUCAGAUACUUCCUUCAACCACACAUUCUUUCCAGAAACAGAAACCCUUAAGGGAGUCUUUUACCAAAGAGCCAAGCUAAUUCACCCUGAAGAGGAUCUCCUGAAAGGGUUUCACCCCGAUGAUCGGAAGCAUCAUAUUAUUAUAAACGUAGGGGGCAUUAAGUAUUUGCUCCCAUGGACCACGCUUGAUGAAUUCCCAUUGACACGUUUGGGACAACUAAAAUUCUGCAACAAUUUUGAUGACAUUCUAAACAUCUGUGAUGAUUACGAUGUGACAUGUAAUGAAUUCUUUUUCGACCGCAACCCAGGAGCAUUCAGGACAAUCCUGACCUUUUUGCGGGUUGGAAAACUUCGGCUCCUGCGGGAGAUGUGCGCGUUGUCUUUCCAAGAGGAGCUGCUCUACUGGGGAAUUGAGGAAGACAACUUGGACUGGUGUUGUAAAAGGAGGUAUCUGCAAAAAAUGGAGGAGUUUACUGAAAUAAAUGAACGGGAGGAUGACCUCAUAGAAAAUGAAACAGGUGAAACAUUAGAGGAGACAAAAAUUGGCUUGUGCAUGAGAAAGUUACAAGACAUGGUGGAAAGACCCCAGUCUGGCCUCCCUGGGAAAGUGUUUGCUUGUUUAUCUGUUUUAUUUGUAACUAUUACCGCAGUGAAUUUAUCCAUCAGCACCAUGCCUGACCUAAGGGAGGAGGAGGAAAAGGGUGAGUGUUCCCAGAUGUGCUACAAUAUUUUCAUUGUGGAGUCUGUCUGUGUGGCGUGGUUUUCACUGGAGUUCCUGCUAAGAUUCAUCCAGGCAAAGAGCAAGUUUGCAUUUUUGAGAAGACCGCUAACCCUGAUAGACAUCAUAGCCAUUCUGCCAUAUUACAUCACUUUGCUAGUAGAUACCACUUCAGUGGGCUACAAAAAGCCCAGCUCUGGGAGCAUCUACCUGGACAAAGUAGGUCUGGUCCUCCGUAUACUCCGUGCCUUGAGGAUUCUUUACGUCAUGCGGCUGGCCAGGCACUCCCUGGGGCUGCAGACGCUGGGGCUGACCGCUCGCAGGUGCACCCGGGAGUUUGGUCUCCUGCUGCUCUUCCUCUGUGUGGCCAUUGCACUGUUUGCACCGCUCCUGUAUGUCAUCGAGAACGAGAUGGCGGACUCACAGGAGUUUACCAGCAUCCCCGCGUGCUACUGGUGGGCUGUCAUCACCAUGACCACGGUAGGCUACGGAGACAUGGUUCCCAGGAGCAUUCCCGGCCAAGUGGUGGCACUGAGCAGCAUCCUGAGUGGCAUCCUCCUCAUGGCAUUUCCAGUCACUUCCAUCUUCCACACGUUUUCACGGUCCUACAUUGAGCUAAAGCAAGAACAGGAAAGAAUAAUGUACAGGAGAGCACAGUUCUUAUUAAAAACAAAGUCUCAGAUAAGCAAUGCAUCACAAGGGAGUGAUAUUUUAUUCCCCAGUCUCUCUUCUGAGACUAGGGACAAUGAAUGAAAUUUAAGUUGCAAUUUUUCCUCAUGUCAAGUAAUGUUUUGUUGUAUCAGAUUUCAUCUUUUAAUUUGCUUUGGAAGCAUUUUACAAAGGUAACCCUCAUAUUAAAAGGAAGAAAAGGGGCUAUUAACCAGGAACUGCUGUGGUUUCAGAAGGCUAUUAUUAUGUUGUUUCUUCCCCCUGACCUUCCCAGUAUGUUUGGGACAAAUCUUUCACUAAAAUCAUACAGUGGGAUUUUAGGGUUUGAAAGUUCUCUGACAAAAAUAGGAACAACAUAUAAUUCUGUACUUGACAGGCUGUUUUGUCAUUUGUAAUACGCAUUUUUUCAAACAAAUCACAAUGUAUAUAAUCAUUAAGCAGGCUGCCAUUUUUCUUGGUCUUCUUGUAUAUAAAUAAUGUAAAUACAAGAAAAUUAAUGGCUAAAUUCUCUCCCAGUAAAAUGCCUCAGAGCGUGAUGGAAAUAACCACAGCUGUUUGUCCCAUUGUGCUCUUAAAAAACAUGAAGAUUUGUCAUUCACAACACCAACUGUAUAUUUCUGUGUAAGUCAGCCAUAAACGUAACAGAAAAAAAGAAUCGAAGUGUUUGUAUCAUAACCUUGCUAAAGAUGUAAAUACUUAGAGCUCACCAGCUUCAAAACUUAAAUGAAGUUACAAUGUUGAUCCUAUGCCACCAAAUGCAGGAUUCCAAGGAACAAAGUCUUUUGGGUUUUGUAGCAUUUAACGUUAUCAAGGGGCGAAUAGCUGCAAAUCAAAUGAAAUAUGCAUGAUAAGAUGCCAGUCGUUCCCUACCAUCUGUUUCCAUGUUUUUACUUUACCUCAGAUACGAAACAGAAUUAAAAGAGGCCUGUUUCCAGGGGACACCCUACCAUUACUUGGCAAAUCAAUAUUGCAGCUACCCAUUCACAUUCUGCAUUUGGUUCUUUAAAAGGAGCAGAAAAUAUAUGGUCGUGGGAAGUUGCCAAUGAUGAAAAAAAGAAAAUAUCAUUUGAGUCAUGGAGUGGGGGGUACUGACAGCUUUAUACUUUACUGUCCUCAAUCACAAGGGACCUAAGACUUAAUUAACUAUAACUUUACCAUUAUUACAGACAUCACAGUACCAGAGAAAAUUUUAAAUAGGCUAUGAAAAGGCAAUUAGGUCCUAAAGCACAACUGUGUAUUAUGCAUCCACACAUGGGUCUUGGGUCUUGGCAUGAGGCCAGUGGGAGUACACAGGUCAGCGAGGCGCUGGGCUUUGGCACCUCUUUCUCUGGAGAUUAAUGACAGACCUCUCAUUUAUUUUAGAGGGAACAAGGCUGGUUCACAUAACUCAGGAGACAAACUCCAGAACUUUAAAAAAAAAAUGAAUGAAAUUCAAUUGCUUGACUUCAUGUGUGCUCAGAGGUAAAGAAAAGAUAAAUGUAUGAAUUCCACUUUUUUUUCCCUCAUUAACUGUUAAGAGCUAGGGAGAGAUUUAGAAGUUCCUCAGCCUGUAUUAUUUGAUCAAGUCCAUGUCACACUGCUUUUCUGUUCAAAUGUCUUUAAAAAACAAUUCGAAGGUGUUUUGGUAUGCUUACUUUUAGAAAUAAUCACAAAACUUGCAAAAAUGCACUCUACAAAUAAUUAGGGAUCUAAGGCUCUUCAGGCUGUCAUAGGCUAACAUGCCUAUGGAGCCUUCCUGCAGCGCUAAAAUACCCAGACUAAACUCUUGGCAAUUAAUUACGUGCCAGAGCUAGGAAUGCAACCAGCUUUUCACUCUUGUUCUUCGGCUUUAAUUAGAGUUGGACAAAAAACAGGAACAUUGUGACAAAAAAAAGGGACACAUUUUCCAUCCAAAAUACUCUUAAUUUGAAAAAUGUUUGAUCAUCUGUAGAAUUGGCUUCAACACAAGUGCUAUACAUCUUUCCACCUUCGUGUCAGCAGUCAUAAAAAGAGCCGGUAAUUAGAUUAGUCCUGUGAGCAACAGUUGCUUAUCUAAGGAUGUGUUUGACAGGCUGAGCCAGAAAUAAGAAGCUGUAAGUGAAUAUAAGGAGAAAUCAAGAUUUACCAAAUAAAACCUAAUCUUAUUUCUUUUUUUUUUCCUAGCUAAUAAACGCUGAAACUCUGUCCAUUUUCUCAGUGCCUUUACAUUGAGUUAAUACUCAUUUAUUUCAUGUAUCACUUUAUUUUAAUGCCAGAAUUAUAGCUGGAUUCUGAAGUUCUUGUCCAGACAAAAAUAAAAAUAAAUAAAUCACCCUGAAUUUGGGUGUUGGUUGAGCAAACCUGUGAAAGCAUCUUGCCUGUGGGGAGUUCUGCCUGAGCCAGGAACAAAGAAGCCUUCCAGGAUGCACCCCUAUGUAAUUUUGAGCUUGGCAAGACAUCUCUUGUAAGCAUACCAACAUGGUUCGCUGUGAAUCACUGUAACAAACUUGCUUAUGUUUUACACAAGGUAAUGCAUACUGUAGUCCUUAUGCUAAAUAAAACCAGCUAUACGUCUUCAGAGCACAACAUUAAUAUGAAACCCGCAUGCUGCGCUCCAGCUUCUACUGUGAAGGCUGAACGUUUAACGUGAUUAUGCCUCUUUACAGCACAUUAUCUGAAAUUUUAGUCAAAUUCAUGAAAAUUAUGCAUUGAUUCAAAAGCUGGCUGUUUCCAGUGACACAGCUGACAGCUACCAAGUCAGCUAUCACUCCUUUUUUGCAUUUUAACAGCAUGUGCAGUCAACAAGAAAGUCCCAAUAAAAACACUUUGUGCUUUUCUGAAGUCAAAAGAAUUGUUCAAGUUGCCACUGAUAAAGAGCAGUGUACGCCUCCACUGGAGAUAGGCUUGCAUUGCUAUUUAUAUUAACCUGGGUAUGCUGCAGAAACAUGUACAGUAUGAAUUCAAACAGCAGCAGCUGUAUUACUUUUGGUUAAUAAAGUGUUAGGUUCUCCUUUCACUUUCAUGUGCUUCUUAAGGUAUAGAGAGACUCAGACGUGCUACAGGCAGGCAUGACAACCUGGGGUCUGGAUGAGAAGUGAUCAGCACCUGUUUGGGCUGUAAGUAUCACUAGAUGAAGCAUGCUGGCUGUGAAAAAUAAAUACAUUAGGAAAUAAAAUUAUCUCAGUAUAGAAUAACCUAGGUACCAGUUGAGCAGUUUGAAUAGGGAAAAUGUUCUUGCAUGUUGUCCCAAGAGUCACAAUCAGUUACUGUCCUGGUAACUGGGACAUAACCUCAAAAAGAAUUGUAACCAUUUAAUCAAAGAAACUAACAGGUUUCAUAAAAGAACUGGAAGGACGUGUGGAGAGUGAGGAUGAGAAAAAUCCCUAAUAAAACCAGAACUUCCAGGUAAAGGUCUUGUAUUAAAUUACUUGCUCCAAAAUCUUUCCCUUCUUCAUCUGCAUGUCCUCAGAAAACAGUAACAGAAGGGAUAAAAUCAUUGCUCCAUAGUUUUUUCCACUGUAAUUCCGUACUUCAGAUUUCCAUAGUCAGAGGCUCUAGUAGUGUUACAGAACAGUCAGAGGCUUUAGCAAGUCCAAUUAAGCAAUACCAACAAUUAUGCAGAACUGAAUCAUGAAUUUGCACAUCAUCAGAUACACGUCUGGGAAGGAAAGCUGGCAUGCUCUCUACAUUCAUGACUUGUGUGGGUAGAAUUUAACUGGGUAUUCAGGCUGAUGCAAAAGCAAAGACGUUUUGCUGUAGAAGGUUCUCAUUCCUGCUGCUAUAGCUCUGUGGCGUUACUAAACCAAAGUUUCACAGGAGUCUCUCUGAACAAAACCUUUCCACUCAGUCUUCCCCCACCAGGCCAUGGACUGAGGCUCAGAGUCAAAAUUCACGUUAGGCACUUACCAAAGCACCGAAGUGGCAGCCUGUUUGCUGGAAGAUCUGACCCACCACUGGCAGAUGUGCAGUCUUCCCCCUUCUUUAUUUUUUAAACAGAGGGUGCCUAGAAUGAACCACAUCCUUAGUUCAGGUGUCUCAUUCAAAGGCCAGUGUUAGGUCAGAUGAAUUGGAGCCUUAAUCCUGAAUCGCACAGACCCACCGAUAUCUUCCAGCACUAACUCCGCAUUAUUUGCCCUUUCCAUGUCUCAUUCGCUACGUGUGGGGACCAGGAAAUAGGAAGCAGCACCCAGAAUCCUGGGCCACAGAGGUCAGCUUGGCCUUGGCUGGGAUCAGUUUGAAACAAUGGCAGUGGCUUGGCAGCUCGUGUCUGACUGAAAUAGUUCUGUUCCCCCGUUACUGAUUGGUUCUCUCUUUUGGCUUAGUUAAGAAACAAGACCAGUAAAUUAAAACAAGAGGAAAAGCACAUACUUCUUCAACAAAGCCAAAAACGUUCACAUCCCUCUCCCAGCUUUGCAACAGGCUAAAAACUGGAGUGGAUGCUUCUAAACCUACAGAUUUAAUUGACUCUGGUUAAGCAGAAAUUAGAAGUAAAGGUGACAAAUGUGACUUUGAAGACUGGGACAUCAAUCUCUGCUCGUGCAUCAGUCAGUGCUACAAUGGUUCAGGGCCUAGUUCUUUCCAGGCUGAUGGUUCUGUUGGCUCCCUUGUGUGAGAUUUAACAGGAAUUUAGUAUCCAUUUAUCCAGAAGAUGAUAUGGGUACCAAAAACACAGAAAUAAAUAAAUAAAUAAAAUACAAUGUCUUCUGAAAUGGUGGAACUGUGAUAUCCCAUAGGCCGUCUAGAGAACACAGAGAGUGCAAUUACAGAAACUAGACAGAACUGAAGGCCUCAGCUAGAGUUCACGACAGGGGAUGAAUGUCCCCCCCAGCAACAGAAAUACCUUCAGAAGUUCUGUUGCUAACACAGAAAAUGCUUAACACUAGAUUUACCCACUCAUUUACCACUUCCAGUGUGGCAUUUCAUAAUCCCAUUUCAGCACUGGUAAUGAUCUCAGUGUUCCUAACCUAGAAUGAUCACGUAAAAAGGACAGGAAAGCAAAGCAGACUGUUUUAGAUCCAAAACUUCCACCUCACCGCAGCACUUCAGCUUCGUGCAUGUUGUCUCGUCUUGUAACGUUAGAGUGUGAGUCCUUAGGACAGUAUUCCUUGUUUGGCAUCAGUCAGUCACUGUACAGGACAAUGUAAAGUCACACACCACAAAUUAAGAUUAAUUUGUAUACCACAAAUAAAGUCAAGAAGAAUAUUGCCUGCACUGCACUGCCAAACUGAAAA